AUUCAAAUUUUCACCGUUUUCUCGUUCGGACGUGCCCGGAUCGAGCGGAUUCACGCGAUUUUCAGAGCAUGCGACUGUGCUAACGGUAAAGAAAAUUGGGAAAAUUGUGAAACUUCCUUGGUGCGCGUCUGUGUGUGCUGGCUGCUUUCGUGUUGUUGUAGUGCGAAUGCAACAAAUAACAACAAGAAUAUUAAAAAUAGCAAAUAACAAUGCUCAAAUAACUUAGUUUAAAAACGGAGUGAAAGCAAGUAAAAUUACAAGUAAUUUUUCAACUUAACUAAAUAAUUAACAACAAAGAGCAGAAAACGCAAUAAUUGGUGGCUUAAAAGGAACUGCCAUUAAAAAACGCAAAACUUUUAACGACUUUCCUUUUGAGACCCAAAUCCCAGCCAGAGAAAAUAAAACAAGUAAACAUAUAAAAAUACAACAUAGAGAAAGUGGGGCCAUAAGCCCACGAUUUCGGCAAAGGAUAACUUUUGCCGCGUCUCGCGUUUCUUAUUAGAAAAUCCUUUUCGCGCUCAGCUUCCUGACCAACAGAAAAAGUUCUACAUUUUGCACGUCCUAGAGGUUUUAAUGUUUCUUGCUGCUGCUGGGCUACAAACAAAGUAAAAGUUACAGAGAAAGUAUUGUGCAACGUGUGGCAAGUGCGACAAGCUAAACAAAAAAAAAACGAGUGCAACGCAAGUUUAAUUCGAUUUUAGUGUGUAACAAUCAGUGAGAAAAAACCUUAGGAGCAUCCAGAGGAUAAGACUUACGUGCAGGUGCCUUUUGCGUGAGCAUUUUGUGUGGAAAGAGCAGGAACAUUUCUAAAGUGGAUUAGCAGACACCACUCUUCCACACUGUUUUUGGAUUUUUUAUUGGAUGAGCGUGUCAAAUCCUUCAACUCCUGCUUGCCCAUGAAAUCAUGAUUACGAGAAAAUGCAGAUAAAAAUGUUGACGAUUAUUCACUGGCAGUCUCAGCAAAUUUGGGCAGCAUUAUUUGUGACCACUCUCUGCUUAUUGGACAUACGAGCCGCCUGGGCGAAGAAACUGAAUGCGAGUCAAGCAUUCGACGACACAUGGAACACAGCAUCUGACUUAGAAAAUGAACUGGAACAACAAAAGCGUGCGAAAGGUCAGAGUGCAGCAGGAAGCGGAGGCAGUGGAGCUGGCCAGUGGUCGUCCUGGUCGGAUUGGUCGACCUGUUCGCGCACCUGCGACGGUGGCAUCAUGCAACAGAUGCGUAGGUGCGGCAACGGCAACACAGGCAGUUGCCGCGGCGAGAGCGCCCGCUAUCGCAUCUGCAACAUGCAGCCGUGUCCGGAGCAGCAGGAUUUCCGCUCCAGCCAAUGUGCCGCCUACAACGAUGUCCCCUACGACGGCACCCUGUACAAGUGGACUCCGCAUUACGAUUACGUCGAACCCUGCGCGCUCACAUGCAGGGGACAUCCGGCGCAUCUCGUCGAAGACAUUUCCCGUGAGACAGGAGGCGGGAAUGCCGAGGAGGCGGAGCACUACGAUGAGCAGAGCGUCAUCGUGCAACUGUCGGCAAGGGUCCAAGAUGGAACCCGCUGUCGCUCCGGCAGCCUGGAUAUGUGCAUCCAAGGAAAAUGUCAGCGCGUUGGCUGCGAUUUAAAAAUCGGCUCGACAAAGAAAAUCGACGGUUGCGGAGUGUGCGGCGGCGAUGGCAAUUCUUGCUCCCAACCACUUUAUUACUGGGAGAUGGCACCGAUGUCGCAGUGCUCCGUCACCUGCGGCGGUGGUUACAAAAUGGCUCGUCCUUUAUGCAGGAAUCGUCUAACCAACGCCGAUGUCGAUGAUACGCUCUGCAGCCUUACUAAUCGCCCGGAGGCGUCGGUGGAGCAAUGUAAUACACACAGCUGUCCUCCGCGCUGGAUAACCGACGAUUGGAGCACUUGCAGCCGGCUAUGUGGCCACGGCUACCGUGAACGGAUGGUUGUCUGUGCCGAGGAAUCGAACGCCAUCAAAACGAGGGUUGCCGAUAUCAUGUGCCGCACACCCAAGCCGGCAACACAAGAGACCUGCAUUAUAGAGGAGUGUCCGCAUUGGGAGGUCGAGGAUUGGACCGGCUGCUCGGUUUCCUGCGGACAGGGAAUACAAAUGCGAGGCGUCGAGUGUAAGUCGACAGACGGCAGCCUGAGUGCCAAAUGUGAUCCACUCACCAAACCGGGCAGCAUGCAGCAGUGCUCCACUGGCAUCCACUGCGGCGGAGGCGGUGGGUCAGCGAACAAAGGUGUUGGCACCAUCAUCGUGGGCAGCAGCCGGUCGCUGAACGAGCGGUCGGAGCGACAGAUGGACAGCUCGGAUGCGGAUGACGACGACGAUGACGAGGACGUGGAUGAUGAGGCCGAAGAUAUCGAUGACCUGGAAUCAGGCCAGGAUACCGAUGACGGCGAGGGCUUGUCCUAUGCCGACCAACCCUUGCGCUAUGCCCAUCGCACGCAAAGUCGGCUGCAGCAGGAAGCCCCAGAUGAGCCGCGCACCAUGCGGCUGAUGAACGGAAAUUCGAAUAAUAAUUAUAACCGAGGAAAUGGCGGAUCAGAUGUUCCCUCAAUGGAUCCCACCUUCAUCAAGGAUACUGACUGGUCACCAUGCAGCGUGACCUGCGGCGAAGGCGUCCGUCGACGCUCCUACAACUGCAAGAUAUUCCUGGAGUACUCUCGAACGGUGGCCACCGUGAAUGAUUCACUGUGCGAGGGGAAAAAGCCACAUGACGAGGUGGAGCGAUGUGUGGAGGAUCCGUGCAUGCUGCCCUCGCACGGCUUCGACGACCAGUAUCCCCGGGACUCCAUCAAAGUGGGAGUCUCGGAGCCAGGGAAGACGUACGUCUGGCGGGAACAGGGCUACACUUCCUGCAGUGCCUCUUGCUUGGGAGGUGUGGAGGAGCUGAUCAUCAACUGCGUGCGGGAGGAUAAUGGUCGGGUAGUCUCGCCCUUCCUCUGCGCCCCGGAGACCAAGCCGGAGGCGAGGGUUCGCACCUGCAACGACCGUCCCUGCCCGCCCAGGUGGAACUAUUCGGACUACACGCCUUGCUCCAAGAGCUGCGGCAUUGGCAUCAAGACGCGCGAGGUGCAGUGCAUCCACGAGGUAACCCGUGGAGGGGACAACACAAUGGUGGUGCCGAACAGCAUGUGCCCACAGCCGCCGCCCGCAGAUCGCCAGUACUGCAACGUGCUCGAUUGCCCCGUUCGGUGGGAGGUGGGUGAGUGGGCCAAGUGCUCCCACACCUGCGGCUACGGGUUCAAGGAUCGCAAGGUCGAGUGCAAGCAGAUAAUGGCCCAGGAGCACAAGAUCGAGCGACCCGAGUCGAUGUGUCCGAGUGCCAAGCCGGCGGACAAGAAACCCUGCAACGUUAAGCCCUGUCCGCCAGAGGAUCCUAAGCCGGUCAUCCAGAUAAACAACUCGACCCACAUCCAGCACGACCCCAAGAAAACCAAGAUCACGCUCAAAGUGGGCGGUGCGGGGGUGGUUUUCUUCGGCACUCAGGUUAAGAUCAAGUGCCCCGUGAAGCGGUACAAUCGCACCAAAAUCAAGUGGAGUAAGGACCACAAGCCGCUGCAGCGUUCGCGCAAGUUCAAAGUGUCGAAGAAGGGUGCCCUGCGUAUACUUGAUAUCACGUUUCGAGAUGCCGGAGUCUACUCCUGUCACGCCGGACUCAGCUCCGCGGAAAUAAGCAUCGAGGUGAAGGCCAAGCCAGGCCAGCAGGCCGAGGAGCUUGAGCGCCAGGAGGCAGAUCGCUUGGUGCGUGAGCGAAGCGGCACGGAGGCUCUUACCUCUGCGGACAUGACGUCAUCGGGUGCAGCAGGCUCUUCCGGUGGACCUGGAACUGAUGGACCCGCUAAUGGGUCUACGCAGCAGCAGGGCACACGUCGCAGACAGCAGCAGUCGGAGCGCUUGCAGAACGGCAGGGAGCGGAACCGGAGACCCAAGUCGGACGGAGUUCAGCAUGCAGAUAGCAGCAUUAUGGAGGACGAUCAUUCGCAAUUAGUGCAAUCCCAGGACAGGGUUCCACAGCCGGCGAGCGCCAGCAGCGGGAGUAGUCGCACCAGGACUCUGCUGGCCAUGCCAUAUUUCCAGGCUCUGCUCAGCAAUCUCCAGUUGCUAUGGCCGCUGCAGCGUUUCAAGGACUCGCGCGGCCAGCACAUACUGCAAGGCGAGGCGCUCAAGUACGGCCUCGAUUUGGAAGGCCCCCACUUUGAGCAGGACGAGCCGGUGCGUGUGCUGACCAAGGAGCUGCACACCGAGGCAGGACUCAUGCGCACCGAUUCCCGCCCAGAGUCAGAGGGACGGGCUGAGGCCGAGGUGGAAGACAUCAUGCCCCACAUGCCGCACGCUCGAUGGGAAACUGCAGCGGCCACCACGACGACGGCGGUGCCGAGCCUCGAAAGCGGUGGCUUCGUCUACAAAUGGCUGCUGGGCGAGUGGUCCAAAUGCUCGCAGGAAUGUGGAGCAGCUGGCAGCGGCUUGCAGCGUCGCACGGUGGACUGCCAGCGAGAGCCAGAUGCCAGGAGCGCCGGCAGCAGCAUUGGCGACACCGAAAACCAGGUCGUGGAUAAUUCAGAGUGCACCGCCCACGGCCUGGAGCUGCCCGACUCGUUCCAGAGCUGCGGCAACGAGGCCUGUCCGCAGUGGAGCAAGGGCGAAUGGUCGCCGUGCCAACGGUCCCGCUGCCACGGCAGGAAUACAGCCGUGCAGCGCCGCGAGGUGACUUGCCGCUACGACAACGGCACACUGGGAAGUGCGUGCGACGAGUACGAGCGUCCGUCGAUGCGGCAGGACUGCUACAACGAACGCUGCAAGGGUGUUUGGCGCGUGGAGUCCUGGUCCGAGUGCAAUGCGCCGUGCGGCCGUCAGGGCAUCAAGUACCGCAUCCUGCAGUGCGUUUGGUACGGCAGUCGUCGGCCAGCGGGCAACGUGUGCAAGCACCAGCCCCGCCCAGCGGUUAUGAAGGUCUGCAAAAGUCCGCCCUGCCAGGCCAAGUCGUCUUCCUCGGCCUCGCUGCACUGUCGCGAUUCCUCGCGCUAUUGCCGCAACGCUCGUGCCAUGGGCCUGUGUCGACUGCAUCGCUACAAGGAGAAGUGCUGCGGAUCCUGCCAGCAGCCUCAGCAGCAGCCCAACCAAUAUAUAUUCCAUUAGCUCCGCUGCGGCCCUACCAAAUGAGCUAGAAAUUUACGAAUUCUGCAAGCAAUUACUCUAAGUACCGUAAAUCUAACGAACUAUAGAAAGAUAACAUAUAAAGUUAAACUUAUCCUUAUGUAUGUAUUGCCAGCCACACCCGCACUAACGUGAAUUCGCUUUGAUUUUGUAUGGAGUCGAGGGAAUACACUAGUUAAAUAUAUUUGUUGGAUUUAACAAAAUUGAAGGGGAUUCAUUUAAGUUGCAAAUGUAGUAAAACUGUAAGUGUACUAGACCAAACAGCCUAAAAAGAGACAUGAAUAAGUUUAGCUACAACGUUGGGGAUCCGUACUAAAUACUUUUGUUGUUUUUAUAAUAUAGGCACCGAAUUAUUCAGCCCAAGAAUGUCGCUCACAAAUGCUUUCGUGCACUCAUAUAAAAAAGACAAUCCAACAAUUAUCACAACACCAUUUUAUCGCUGAAGAAAAGCCUUGAAAAAGAUUUAAAUUGUAUACACCAAAAAUAUGGCAACAAGAUCUACCCGCCAUCUCUUAAGCAACAUAUGACACCAUUCUUGACAUUACCUCGAACUCAAAUCCUAUUUUGUAUUAUGUUUUUAGCACUUUAGCUAAAUUUGUAAACACUACUUCUAAACAAGUAAACAGAUUUCUAUGUAAGCCUGAAAAAUGUCAUGUGGAAGUCCUUGUUAGAACUGCAUGCAGUUUUACAUAUUUUAAACUUUUACAACUUAAAUGAAAAUCCUAAGUAUAAUUUAUAACCAUUUUCCGAAACCAUAAAGUGUGAAUAAAAUGACUUUUGGAUCAAGAAAAUAAGAAUAUUAAGAUCUGUCUAAGGCAUGAUCUCUUUGCCCAAUUAACUGACAAACAACAAAACCAAAUGGAUUUGGUCGUGUAAACAUUUCAAUGGCAAAAGCUUUGCUUUAAGCAAACAAAACCUUUAUACAUUAUUGACCCUGAAGUACUACAAAAUUCAGCAGCAUGCGUUAAACUGGUGACUAGUUUAAAUUUGCACUAUGCUUCAAAAUAUUUACGUUUAAUGCUUGUCAAAUAAUACAGAGUCAAAAAGUUUGCACUACAAGAAAAAUGAAAGUUUAGGGUAAAUUAACCUAGCCAAUUAUGGAAGUAAGGGUGUGGGAGUGUAAUCACUAAGUAUGAUUUUGAUUUAUUGCUGACUCAAAGGGCCUCCCAGCAGAUGAAAUGUUUUAGCAAAUAUCUCCGACUAGCAUUAAUCUUAAAUCUAUCAACUGAAAUCACAAAGCCCAUUAAGCUUGUAUUAAAUUGAUAAGAGCAGCAUGACAAAAAAAAAACCGCACUGUUACCUUAUGUGAACAAAAACAGAAUAUUAAUAUGUAAAUAUGGCAGAAGAGAGAUAUAUAGGUAACCAUUUCGAGAAGCACCUUUGACUAUUCCAUCGUCAAUUUAUAGCACAGCAUUUUACUUUCGUUUUGCAUUACCACUAAGGAAAUUGUAAAUAAAUCGAAAUUGACUCUAAAUCAACAUUUCAUUAAAAGGCCAACCAUGUAAUUUAAUGAAAAGAAAACGAUGUGGAAUAAAUGUGUACGCCUUUUUGUAAUUAGUUUUUUUAUAAACAAAUUGUUUAAUAAGCAUUACCAUAAAAAUAAAGAAUAAACGAAAUAUUGCAGCGUAUUAGCUGCCAACACUAUAGUUUAAAUACAAGCAUUGGAAAAACCAAACGAGAUAACAAAUCCCGAAAAUGUUAAAUGCGUAAAUAAAUAUUUACUGUUAAGUAAAAGUUAUUACAAAUAUACCAUUAAAGUCAAUGUAACCAAUGUUAAACACACAAAGACACAAAAAGACGUGUUACCACUCUAACGCAGCUCCACAUCCAUAAAUAUGCGCCAAUCCCAUAACAUUAUAUUGCAAAGAUAUGAACAACUGCAAAAUGUUGUAAGAAUUUAAAGCAAUUGUGGAAUAAAUAUUAAAUACUGA
Molecule: messenger RNA, 7085 nt
Organism: Drosophila elegans
Lineage: Eukaryota; Metazoa; Arthropoda; Insecta; Diptera; Drosophilidae
Gene: nolo
Product: protein madd-4
Exons: 20
Coding region: 919-5136 (1405 amino acids)
Biological process (GO): extracellular matrix organization
Cellular component (GO): extracellular matrix
Molecular function (GO): metalloendopeptidase activity
Source: RefSeq, a predicted model, not a curated record